UUCUUUACUCUUUCCCUCUUCGCUCUGAGAAAGUGAGAGUAAAGAGAGAGAGAGAGAGAGAGUAUGGAAGAGGAACAGUUGGACUAUGUUCUGGUGCCAUUGGGUCUAUUUCUGUUUGGCUUAUACCACGUCUGGCUUCUCUUCACUAUCUAUCGCUUUCCCAGACGAACAGUCAUUGGCCUCAAUGCCGAGUCUCGCCACCAGUGGGUCUCCUCCAUGAUGACAGACCCCUUGAAGAAUGGUGUUUUGGUAGUUCAAACAAUUCGCAACAACAUAAUGGCAUCCACACUAUUAGCAACAACAGCUAUUACUCUCAGUUCACUAAUCGGUGUUUUUGUGAGUAGCAAAUCAGAGUCUAGCAGCGCAUCUUCAGAAUUGGUUUACGGGAAUAAGACUUCCAUCAUCUCUUCAAUCAAGUACUUUUCUAUCUUGCUCUGCUUCCUUCUUGCCUUCCUUUUCAAUGUACAGUCUAUAAGAUAUUAUGCCCAUGUUAGCUUCUUGGCCACUGUGCCUACGUGGAAAGACAAUAAAGAGUCUAUUGAGUAUGUUGCAAGAAACUUGAAUCGAGGAAGCUUCUUUUGGUCCCUUGGGUUGCGAGCAUUCUACGUGUCAUUCCCUCUCUUCCUCUGGAUUUUUGGUCCCAUACCCAUGUUCAUUUGUUGUUGCAUGAUGUCAUGUAUACUCUAUUUCUUGGACACCACUAGCAAUUUUACACAGCAUCUUCACAGCCACUCAAUCAGAAGACAGGUUACCAAAAGCAAUGAUGCGGAAUUAGCUGGUGACUUAUCGUAAGUUCUGCUGGAAACUGCCUAAUAAUGUUAUAGAUGUUAUAGUUGAUAACUGUUUGUUGUACUCUAAGAGACCAAAUCAUAUAUAUAUAUAUAUAUUGCUUUAGAAUUGAA
Molecule: messenger RNA, 902 nt
Organism: Alnus glutinosa
Lineage: Eukaryota; Viridiplantae; Streptophyta; Magnoliopsida; Fagales; Betulaceae
Exons: 2
Coding region: 64-792 (242 amino acids)
Source: RefSeq, a predicted model, not a curated record